Messenger RNA from Phacochoerus africanus (Common warthog), 3343 nucleotides. RefSeq names its product SWI/SNF related, matrix associated, actin dependent regulator of chromatin, subfamily d, member 1 (gene SMARCD1). Gene Ontology annotation, biological process: regulation of transcription by RNA polymerase II. Bases 117 to 1664 code for a protein of 515 amino acids. Gene Ontology annotation, cellular component: SWI/SNF complex; nucleus. NCBI's taxonomy places the organism in Eukaryota, Metazoa, Chordata, Mammalia, Artiodactyla, Suidae. The transcript is spliced from 13 exons. The record is from RefSeq and is a predicted model, not a curated record.
CCUCCCGUGCCGGCGGGCCGGCCGGGCGGACAGGCGGGCGCGCUGGGGGCGCGCGGGGGGCGGGGGGAGUUCCGGUUCCGGUUCUUUGUGCAGCUGCAGCAGCGGCUCCGGGAAAGAUGGCGGCCCGGGCGGGUUUCCAGUCUGUGGCUCCGAGUGGCGGCGCCGGAGCUUCAGGCGGGGCGGGCGCGGCGGCUGCCCUGGGCCCGGGCGGGACUCCGGGGCCUCCGGUGCGAAUGGGCCCGGCGCCGGGUCAAGGGCUGUACCGCUCCCCGAUGCCCGGAGCGGCCUAUCCGAGACCAGGUAUGCUACCAGGCAGCCGAAUGACACCUCAGGGACCUUCCAUGGGACCCCCUGGCUAUGGGGGGAACCCUUCAGUCCGACCUGGCCUGGCCCAGUCAGGGAUGGACCAGUCCCGCAAGAGACCUGCACCUCAGCAGAUCCAGCAGGUCCAGCAACAGGCGGUCCAAAAUCGGAACCACAAUGCAAAGAAAAAGAAGAUGGCUGACAAAAUUCUACCUCAAAGGAUUCGUGAACUGGUACCAGAAUCCCAGGCCUAUAUGGAUCUCUUGGCUUUUGAAAGGAAACUGGACCAGACUAUCAUGAGGAAACGGCUAGAUAUCCAGGAGGCCUUGAAGCGUCCCAUCAAGCAAAAACGGAAGCUGCGAAUUUUCAUUUCUAACACUUUCAAUCCGGCUAAGUCAGAUGCCGAGGAUGGGGAAGGGACGGUGGCUUCCUGGGAGCUUCGGGUAGAAGGACGCCUCCUGGAGGAUUCAGCCUUGUCCAAAUAUGAUGCCACCAAGCAAAAGAGGAAGUUCUCUUCUUUUUUUAAGUCCUUGGUGAUCGAACUGGACAAAGACCUGUAUGGGCCAGACAACCAUCUGGUAGAAUGGCACAGGACCGCCACUACCCAGGAGACGGAUGGCUUCCAGGUGAAGCGGCCAGGAGACGUGAAUGUACGGUGUACUGUGCUACUGAUGCUGGAUUACCAGCCUCCCCAGUUCAAAUUAGACCCUCGACUGGCUCGGCUCCUGGGCAUCCACACCCAGACCCGUCCAGUGAUCAUCCAAGCACUGUGGCAAUAUAUUAAGACACAUAAGCUCCAGGACCCACACGAGCGGGAGUUUGUCAUCUGUGACAAGUACCUCCAACAGAUCUUUGAAUCUCAGCGUAUGAAGUUUUCAGAGAUCCCCCAACGGCUCCACGCCUUGCUUAUGCCACCAGAGCCGAUCAUCAUUAAUCACGUCAUCAGUGUUGACCCGAAUGAUCAGAAAAAGACAGCUUGUUAUGACAUUGAUGUGGAAGUGGACGAUACCCUGAAGACCCAGAUGAAUUCUUUCCUACUGUCCACCGCCAGCCAGCAGGAGAUUGCUACUCUAGACAACAAGAUCCAUGAGACAAUAGAAACUAUCAAUCAGCUGAAGACCCAGCGGGAGUUCAUGCUGAGCUUCGCCAGAGACCCUCAGGGUUUCAUCAACGACUGGCUUCAGUCCCAGUGCCGGGACCUCAAGACCAUGACGGACGUGGUGGGUAACCCAGAGGAAGAGCGCCGAGCUGAGUUCUACUUCCAGCCGUGGGCGCAGGAGGCCGUGUGCCGGUACUUCUACUCCAAGGUGCAGCAGAGACGACAAGAAUUAGAGCAAGCCCUGGGAAUCCGAAACACAUAGGGCUUCUCCCACGGCCCUGACCUGGCUGCACCGAUUUCUUUAUUUGGGCCCUGUGCUGCCUGCCUCCUAGCACCUGCCUUGGUCUUGCUUGGGGCCUUCCAGGGGAUGCUGUUGGUUCUAGGACAACACCAGAAUGAAGAGGGUCUCACAUGACACCUGUUGCCCUCUUCUCCCACCCCAUCCUUCCUACCCCCGGCUUCCCUUUGCCCCACAAAGUUCCCAUGUGCCUCUGCCCUCCCCUGGUCUGCAUAGGACCUAUAGGUAGUAUUAGAGAGAGAAUCUGUAGUGGUAAUCAGUGCAUUGAAUGGACUGGGCCUAAGGCCGAGUGGUCUCCUCGGGGACCAGCUACACUGAUCCUGCCCUUCAGAGACCCAGGAGUGGGGAGCUUUGGCCUCCUCUCCGAGACUCAGGCCUGGGGGCACUCUGUAAGCUAGUUGACCUUGGCUCUCCUGAUAACAGAAUCCAGUUUCCUUCCUUUCCUCCACAGGUUUGGAGCAAACUCUCCUUCGCUCGUUGCCCUCUAGCACUAAGGGACCGCUGGCUCUGGGCUCCACUGAGCCCCAGGCCAGUCCAGAGCCCUCUGGGUUGGCCUGCUGGUCUCAGUGCUUCUUACCCCCUCGUGGAGGGUUCACAUCAGUAUUGGAGUUCAUUCCUGUAGCAUCGCUCCCUCCCGGCACACUCCCUGUAGCUGCUCUUUAGGGUUCCCUCCCGCCUGUCCUAACCCAGGGCAUUUGGGUGGGGGAACCUUGCCUUUCCCUGUCACAGCCCCAGGGUCUCACCUCGGGUACUGGCAUUGCCAGCAGAGGCUGUUCCUUCCUGCUCCUGCCGGGAGGCGUGACUCAUUGGUUCACUCCGCCCUGGCGCCCUCCCCCCUCCCUUCAUGGAGAAACAGGCCUGAAAUCAAACGGGUAAAAGCCCUGGGCCAUCCCUGUCUUCCUGUCCCUUGUCUGCCCGGUUGGCACCCACCGGUGACCUCCAGGCACUGAGGAGUGAAAGCGCCUAGGGCUGGAGCGUAGCUCUGAGUUGGGUCUGUGACCCUUCCCUCUUCCUGCCUCACAGGAUUGGGACCCCCCCCCCCAGCCCCUGCCCUCAAAGCUUCAGGCCCCUCAGGUAGCAGCAGGACCUUGUGAUCUUGGCCCCUUGGAACUGAGAUGGUUUUGCAUCUUUCCAGGAGAGCCUCAAAUUCUUCUUCCAGGUUGUAUUCCUCCCCCCCCCCCCCCCGCUCCAGUUAGCAUAUCCCAGGCUCGCAGACUCAACACAGCAGGGUGGGAGACAGCUGGGCACAGAGGGGGAGCUGCGUUCCGUACGGGCUCUAAAGCCACAGAACUGACAAGCCCCUGCUUCCCCACCCCCUCCUCAGGCUCCUGCGAGCACACCCCGAGCCCCAUAUCCCUGCCUGUUCCACGCCGCCGCCAGGGACAGCAGAACUUCCUCCCCGACCCCCCUUCCUGUCAUGAUCCCAGCCCUCCCUCGAAAGCUUCUCCCCACAGUGACACUGGCCGACCUCUGUCCUUGGGGCCGGAACCAUGAGAAGGAAGCUCAGCACUCCUCCACGGUUGCCCUGUUGAAGAUAACUGUUUUUAUUAACUGAAUUAUUAUGUUUUUUUCAUGGACCAAAAUUUUUUUUGUACUGCCCCCCUUAUCGAUGUCACCCAGUUUUAAUAAAAGAAACUUCUGAA